Messenger RNA from Coniophora puteana RWD-64-598 SS2, 1595 nucleotides. RefSeq names its product glycoside hydrolase family 5 protein. NCBI's taxonomy places the organism in Eukaryota, Fungi, Basidiomycota, Agaricomycetes, Boletales, Coniophoraceae. The record is from RefSeq and is a predicted model, not a curated record. Gene Ontology annotation, molecular function: beta-glucosidase activity. The transcript has 13 exons. Gene Ontology annotation, biological process: glucan catabolic process. The coding region runs from base 134 to 1540 and encodes 468 amino acids. Gene Ontology annotation, cellular component: cell surface; extracellular region.
CUCGUCUCCUGUCGAGGUUCUCACCGCUCGUUUUGAUCUCGCCCGGGCUCUACUUUCGAACCCCGCGUCGUCUUCUGUCUCUCUCCCUUCCCUGGUCCUUCGACGCGACCUGCUUCUACCUCUCAAAGUUACCAUGCGCUCCUUACUUGUUGGUACAUGGUUGGCGCUCUUAAGCUCUAGGGUGUUCGCUGGAAUGCCUAGCAAGAUCUACGGUGUAAACUUGGGUUCUUGGUUGGUCCUUGAAGCAUGGAUGCUGCCCCAGGAAUGGUUGGACAUGGGUGGCCAGUCCUGCACGACCUGUUCGGACUGCAUCGCUACGGAGUCCUCAUUCGCCAGAGCCUAUCCCACCACUGUGGACCAAACUUUCGCCAAACACUGGGAUACCUGGUUCACCCAGGACUACGUUUCCCAGCUUCAAGCAGCCGGCAUCAAUACCGUCCGUGUUCCCUUGGGCUACUGGAUCGUCGAGGCCCUGGUCAACAGACCCGAGGAGAUGUACCCACGGGGUGGUCUGGCGUACCUCCGUCGUGGAUUAGGAUGGCUCAAGGACGCUGGGAUCAAUGCUAUUUUGGAUCAUCAUGCGCUGCCCGGAGUGCAGACGCCGAAUCAACAGUUCACCGGAAACUGCACGACGGAUAUUCAGUUCUACACCCCUUAUAACUACCACCGUGCUUUGGUGUGGACAGCGGUGAUGACGACGCUUGCGCACAUGGACUCUAACUUUGGCAGCGUUUUCGCCAUUGAGGCCGUCAACGAACCUAUCACCGACGCGAACGAGACACCGGGCUACGGAACCUUUCAAAAGAACUUCGUGCAAACCGUCCGCGCCGUCGAACUUGUCCUGGGAAUCACAAUCCCCGACUUUUCCUCACUUAACGUCGGGAUGUCCAGCAGCAACUUCACUGCUGCGCUCGGCUCCGCGGCCGGAGCGUCAGUUCUCAACCCCGCUGUGCAGGCUGCGCUCACCGACGCUGUGCCUAUCAUCUUGGAGAUCGCGGCGGAGUUCGGUAUGCAGAGCGCGUUCACAUCGGAGGGGUUCCAGUCGCAGAGGAGCGCUUUGACGACCAACUUCAUGGAUAUCAAUUGGCAGUAUGACAACCCACCGAAUCCGGCUAACGCUGCGAUUGGGCCGCAGGGAUACGACAACCAUCUCUACUAUUCGUACGGUGGCGUGGCCAAUGCGACUCCCGAAGCAUACCUCACUAGUGUCUGCAACUUGAACCGCAUUCAAGCAGAUGCAGCUCUCGGUGACAACCCGCUCUGGUUCGGCGAGUGGGGUCUGCCCACGCAGUUCGACGCGACGGACGAGUUCCUCUAUCAGUGGGCCGAUGCGCAGAAGUACGCGUAUAGCCAGGGCGCCGGGUGGAUUUUCUGGAACUUCAAGACCGAGAUAUCUGAUUUGACGAACGGGACCGCGCUCGCGCGCCAGUGGUCCUACCUCGAGGCGCUCAAGAUGGGCUUCUUUACGCAGGACCCGGCGCAGCUGAACGACCCGAACGUCUGUGCACCGUAUAUUAAUAGCACUUCGUCGUCGUCUUAGACGAAUGGGCGGCGUGAAGGUGACGGAUGACGAUGUAUCACGAUCUUUCUUGAUU